Messenger RNA from Capsicum annuum, 1008 nucleotides. RefSeq lists its product as uncharacterized. The coding region runs from base 1 to 1008 and encodes 335 amino acids. NCBI's taxonomy places the organism in Eukaryota, Viridiplantae, Streptophyta, Magnoliopsida, Solanales, Solanaceae. The transcript has 3 exons. The record is from RefSeq and is a predicted model, not a curated record.
AUGGACAUUACGUUGAGGUAUGUUAACAAAAAAGGUAAAGUGAAUGAACGAGUUAUUGCGAUUGUUCGUGUUGGUGAUACAUUGAUAAAAACAUUGAAGGAAACAAUAUGCGUGGUGCUUAUGAGAAAUUCUUUAAGUACAUCUAAAAUAUGUGGACAAGGCUAUGAUGGGGCUAGUAACAUGCAAGGAGAGAUGAAUGGUCUUAAAGCUUUGAUUUGCAAGAAACUUUAUCGGCAUAUUGCAUCCAUUAUAUUGAUGAUGAAUGAGAUGAUUGCAUCAUUACAAAUAAAAGAGCAAGAUAUUGUCAAUGCUAUGAUAUUUCUUGACAUUAAUAAGACAAGAUUGCAAUUGUUGAGAGAUGAUGGAUGGAAUGCUUUGAUGAGUGAAGUUUAUGUAUUUCGUGAUAAAUAUGACAUCUUGGUACCUAAGAUGGAUGAUUUUUAUCUUCCCGGGAAGUCAAAGCGUAGGCCUUCUAGUGUUACUUACUCACAUCACUUACGUGUUGAACUCUUUUAUGCUAUAAUUGACUUGCAACUUCAAGAGCUUAGUAAUCAUUUUGAUGUUGUGAGUGGUAACUUGCUUAUUGGAAAAAUAAUGAUAUUGGCCAAACAUUAUCCAGUUGAAUUUGGUGAAUCAAAGCUUCGGGAGCUUAGUUACCAACUUAAUACUUUCAUUAUACACAUGCGACAUGGUGAUCCUAUAUAUUCUAAUUUGAAAGGAAUUGGUGAUUUGGCAGAAGCACUAGUUAAUGGAAAUCUUGUGGAGACUUAUUCUCUUGUGUACUUAGUUGUGAAGUUGACCUUGAUUCUACCAGUAGCUACUGUAACUGUAGAAAGAGCUUUUUCAUCCAUGAAGCAUAUCAAGAAUGAAUUGCAUAGCAGUAUUGGUGAUGCAUUUUUAAGUGAUUGUUUAGUUUGUUACAUUGAGAAGGAUAUAUUUGUAAAUAUAAGCAACGAUGCAAUCAUUGACCGUCUUCAGAAUAUGAAAAUGUGUCGAUGUCUAGUAUGA